AUGGGGGUCCCCAAGAGGAAGGCCCGGGGCGACCUGGACGGCGCGGCUGCCCUCGAGAGUGCGGCCAAACGGGCGCGCCCCGAAGAGCUCACGGGCGCGCGCUUCAAGGCCCAGCUGAGGGACCCGCAGGGCGCGGGGCCGGCCUUGGAAGCGUUUGUCUCUGCCGCCAAGAAGCUGCCCCGGGAGGACGUGUACGAUGUCGUGGAAGGCUACAUCAAGAUUUCUGUCGAGUGUGCGGAGCUUUUCCAGCUCCUGAGCGGGGCCAAGCGACCUGAAAGUGAGAUGCUGUUGAUAUUUCAAGUUUUCGAGGCCAUAUUACUGCGGACAGCGAGCGACCUGUCCCAUUUCCAUGUAGUGGGGACCAACAUCGUGAAAAAACUGCUGAAUAACCACAUGAAGCUCAUCUGCGAGUCCCUGUACGCCGCAGGGUACAGGAUGGCUCGGGCCUGCCUGACCCUGAUGGCCGCUAUGGUAACCCAGGGCCCUGAGGCCGCCAGGGACGUCUGCAGCCAUUUUGAUUUGAACAAAAAGACCUUAUACACUCUGGUGACCAAGAGGGAUUCAAAGGGUGUGCAUGACGUCAGGCUGGCCUACAUCCAGUUUGCUCUGUCCUUCCUGAUCGCCGGAGACGACAGCACGGUGGUGCAGGUGCUGGAGCUGAAAGAAUUUAUUCCGUGCAUCUUCGCCUCAGGCGUAAAGGAGGAUAGGAUUUCCACCGUCAACAUUUUGUUGUCCACGCUGAGAACAAAGGUGGUUCACAGUAAAAACAUCACCAAAACCCAGAAGGUGCGUUUCUUCACCGGGCAGCUGCUGACCCACAUAGCGUCUCUGUACAGCUGGGACGGGGCGGUCGACGUGGACCUGGGAGACACCCAGGUUUCUGCUGAAGACGCGGGGAAAACCACGGUGAGGACGCUGGUGCACCACUUCCUGCUGGAUCUCUGCUGUUCGCUCAAACACGGGAUCAACUUCUACGACGCGUCUCUGGGAACCUCCGGCAGAGGCGGGAACCUGACGCUCCUGCACUUCCUGUUGGGCUUGAGAACGGCCGCAGACGACGAGCUGGUGGCCGAGCUGGUGGUGAGCAUCCUCCGAGUGUGCCCCGACUUGCUGCACAAGUACUUCAAGGAGGUUGCCUUCUCCUUCCAUCCACGAGUGAGCUCCACGUGGUCAAAUAACAUCAAACUCCUGAACAAGAUCUACGAGGCCCAGCCGGAGAUUUCCCGGGCAUUUCAGACCAAGGAGUUCAUCCCUAUGCCCCGGCUCGUGGCGAUGGUGAUGGUGACCUCCGUGCCCCCGGUGUGCAACAAGGUCAUGUUCACCCAGGCGCUGAAUCUGGACAGCAGGUCAGUGAGGCACACCGCCUUGUCCCUGCUCACCGCCAUUUUGAAGAGAGCAUUGAAGACGGUCGACCACUGCCUGAAUAGAGAGGCCUGGCAGGACUCCUGCGUGUACACGGCCCCGAUGCUGGAGGACUUCGUGCGGCUCUUCAGAGAAGCCCUGAGCAAGAUUUUACCUGACUUAAACACCAUCGUGUGGGUGUGGCAGUCACUCAGAAAACAAGACACCGAACAGGAUGACGGGAAAGGAAAGAAAAGGGACAGACAGACUCCUGCGGCCAGCGAGGCUCCCCCGUGUGAUGACGCAGAAACCAUCCUCUUGAAAGCCGCCCUGCUCCAGGUCAUCUGUCUGUACCAGAAGGUGGUCCCACACGUGGUCACGCAGUCCAGCUUCGACUUCAGCAAGCUCCUGAAAGGUGUCAUCUCGGGGCAGGGCCUGCAGGCAGAGGCGCCUCCCGUCCUGCAGCAGCACAUGCUCAAGGUGGCCCUGGAGCUGCCCGCCUGCAGGUUCUCCUGGCUGAAGGCCCAGGAGGGCCCGGAAGCAGAGAUCAUCGGAGGAGAGCGGUCCGUGUUCUACCUGCUGAUGAAGAUGUUUCUGACCAGCACCCACGUCCAGCUCAAGUCGUCGACCAAGCUCCUGAUCAUGAAGAUCCUGCGGGACACGGGCGUGUUCGAGCACACGUGGAAGGAGCUGGAGCUGUGGCUGGAGCAUCUGCAUGGCCCCGGGGAGGACCAGCAGGAGGCCGUUCUCCAGUUCCUGGAACGGGUGUUGCUGACGCUGGUGGCCAGUCCCUACCUAUACACAGACAAGGCAUCCGACUUCGUGCAGGAAGCCAGCACGCUGCAGACCACCGCGGCCAGGCAGGACGCCGACGACGCCAGCAUCCCCGUGUCCCACAUCGACGACGUGCUGGACAUGGUGGAUGUGCUGGUGGACGGCAGUGAGGGCCUGGACGAGGAGGUCGGGCUCUCGCUGAGCGAGGACAUGGCCCAGCUCACGUUUCCGUUCAGCCCCGUGGCCCCCGCCGCCCUGGAAGCCAGGAACAGGCUGCUCCUCGGCACAGGAGGCCAAGCAGGAGACAGCGUCAUGGCGUACCUGACGGCCGUGCUCACAGACCUCCUACACAGCCAGAGAGACCCCCUGGCGCUCUGUCUCCUGCUUCAGGCCUAUGACACGUUGGCGCCUCCCUGCCCUCAGCUGUCCUGCUUCAGCAGGUACUACCGCCUCUGGAUCCCGGAGCCCGCCCGGGGGCCCUUGCCGCCCCCGACGCCGGGCAGCCUUGCCCCCCAGGGGCCCUCGGCCUGCUCCUUCGGCGCCCUGCUGCAGACGGCCUUCCAGAGUGAGGGUGAGCUCCUGGACGAAGGGGUGCAGGCGCAGCUGCGGGCCGCCAUUCCCCACCUUCCCAUGCACCACAUCCUUCGAUCGGUGAAGCACGUGCUCUUGUACCUGCAGAGCACCGUCGAGCGUUUCGGCCAGCUGGGCAGAAGCACGGGGCCCCGGCUGCUGCAGCUCUUCCUGGACCUGCUGCGGCGCCUGGUCGCGCACUGUGAGCAGCUGGACGCCGAGAACCGGCGGAAGUGUGAGGUCACCCAGGCCGAGUCCGACCUCUUCCUGGACAUGGAGGCCGUGGCCUCGCUGGAGCUGGCCGACGACAAGACGCUGGAGGAGGUGCUCGUGGCCAUCCUCAGACACCCCGUGCUGCAGGGCUGGUACCUGGCCCUGGAGCGGCAGGCCCUGCCCCCACACGCCCUCAGCCCCGUCCUGGCGAAGCUCCUGGCUGCCCACCUCACGGCAGGAGUCCUGCCGCUGCUGACGGCAAGCGCCCCCGUCCUCCAGAGCCUCGGGCGGCUGGACCUGCUGGCCCGGUACUCAGAGGCCAUCGUCCAGAGCGUGCUGAGAGAACUUCGAAACAGAAAGGCGGGCCCAGCCACGUCUCCACAAAAAACCCUCCCCCAGCUAGAGGCCCUGCAGGGGCUGCAUGCGUCCAUGGAGGGUGCCCAGCUCCGAGAGGUCACCCUGGCCCUGCUGAGCCUGCCUGAGGCCCACCUGCUGGCCCAGCGACCCCUGAAGUCCACUGGGAAGGAAAAACGCUUGAAUGCUCUUGGCGAGACCCUGGUCCAGCUGUUGAGCAGCAGCCCCCAGGGUCAGCUGCCGAGCAGCGAGCCCCUCUGGGCCUCCGAGUUCGUGAAAGGCCUGGGGGCUUUGCUGCCCACGCUGGCCGUGGACGAGCUGGACACGGUGUUUCUGCGCACCCUGCAGAGAGAGCCCGAGCUGGCGCCCGUGGUCGGGGUCAGCCUGCUCGACUACUGCCUGGCCCGGCGGACUCGCGAGGCCUUGGGCAUCGCCACCCUGCUCGUGCAGUGGAGCUGGCCCCACCUGCUGCGGUUCGAGCUGUGGUGCCGGCGUCCGGGUGCGGGGCUCUGCCUACAGGAGGGCCUCGAGGACUUCCUCCCCCUCUUGCACACGUACCUCCAGCGCCGGACCCAGGGACGCUUCGCGCGCCCAGCAGGAGCGUCCUCUGCUGUUGUCCUGACCUUGAGGAAGGCCCUGUGGAGGCGUCUGCAGUCCAGGCUCCUCGGUGCGGAUGGGCCCCAAGAGUCUGCGCUGCUCCCGGAGAUCCUGGCCCAGCUGGUCCCGUUCACAAGAGCCAAGGACCUCGCUGUCCUCAAGGACCGUUUGCCCAGCUUGCUGCAGACUCCAGACUGUCACGGGAGUUGGAUUGUGGCCGAUUCUGUCUCGACCGUCCUGGAGGGCUCGGCAGAGGAGCUACGUGCCUGGAGAGGGGCUCUGCUGGCGUCCUGUGUGAGCUGGCUGGUUGGGGCUUUCAGUGGCCACCCCCAGGACAGAGACGGUGCCCCAUGUCAAGAGAAGCAGAUGCUGCUGAGGUUAAACCACCUGUUGAGCUCACUUAACGACGUGGAUCCCGGUGCCUGGCAGAAGUUCGUGAAGACUGGACUCAAGUUUCGGUAUCAGGACCCCGCAUUUUUGCAGGCGCUCCAAGCCGCCACACAGCUCCUGUACGGCCCAGAGAGCCCCGUGCGCACGAAGCUCGUCCAGCUCCCCGCGGUCCACUCGAUGCUCACCCAGCACUCCCUGUUCCUGCCCACCCUGCUGGCGUCCGAGGAGGAGGACGCCCCAAGCGGCCACGUAAAAGAGGCGCUGGUGGACCUGAUGUCGGUGGUGGUGAGGAUGUGUCCCUCGGUCUGUGAGAGCAGCCACUUCGCUGUGCUCCUCGGGGCCUAUGGUGCCUCUCUCAGCGUCCUGGACCAGAAGAUUUUACUUCUCCUGCGGGCAUAUGAACAGAACAGCAUCAGCCUCAUCAACUCCAGGGUGCUGCUGUGGGGCCCGGCGGCUGUGGAGCAUCACAAGACCAGCCGCAGCCUGGGCAAGUCGCUGUGGCAGCAGCCGAGUGCCGGGGACAUCCUCCGCGUGCUGGAUCGCGACCGGAUGAUGAUGACCAUCCUCCACUUCCCCCAGAGCCGGAGGCUGCUGCCCCCUGAGGAUGCACGGGAUCCAGUAUUUAAAGACGGGAGCACCGCAGAUCUCGACACCCUGUACGACCCCUGCUUUCUCCUGCACCUGUUCAGUGAACUGACCAGGCCAGAGUUUGUGUUGGAUUGUCGAAAAUUUCUGGAUUCAAAUGCUCUGGGCCUGACUGUCGCAGCCCUCAGCAGCUACGACGCCCCGAUGCGAGCGGCGGCCUACAGCGUCCUGGCGGCCUACUACUCACACGUGGAGGGAGCCCGGUUCCGAGAGCAGCCCCAGGUGCUCUACCUGUUGGACGUAGUCCGGAACGGAAUCCGAACUCAGAACAUGAGACUCACCUUUACGUUGGCUCUCUUCAUUGCCAAAGCAGCCCUGCAGAUUCUGAAACCAGAGGAGCACAUGUACCUGAAGGUGAGCGGGUUCCUGCUGUCACACGAGGCCUUGAACAUGAGCAAGGUCCCCGGCUUCUUCCAGUUCUUCUACAGCUCGGAUUUCCAGCACAGCGCCGAGCGGGAGUGGCUGUUCCAGCUUCUGCGGCAGGGGAUCCGCGACAAGCACUGCUACGACCUCUACGCCAGGCGGGGGGUGUUCCACGUCGUGCUGUCCUUCUUCCACAGCCCGCUGUGCGACCCUGCGGCCCAGAAUUGGGUCCUGGAAAUUCUACAGAAUGCCGCCCGGGAUGCCAGGUCUGCCCAUGAGCUCCUGCGGGACUACAGCCUGUUGACGUGGGUCCUGCACAUCCUCGAGGGCGGGUUCCUGGAGACCCCGCUGCUCUCCAGCAUCAUCUGCCUGCUGCACACGCUGUGGGAGAGCGUCCUGGGGAACAGGGCAACGGAGGACAGCGGUCGGCCCCCAGGCCUGCCCGGGCCCAAGGAGCCCCCGCAGCUGCCGGCCCUGCACCUGGUCGACGAGUUCCUGUAUGUGCUCCUCGUGCUGGUGAAGCACCUGAGGCCCGCCUUGGCCUCUACCCAGCUGAUCAGCUUCUUUGGGGCCCUUGACUCCGCGCUGAGGUGCCGGGCCACCAUCAUGCAGGCCUUCGGGGCCACGGACCGCCUCACCGUGAACGAGAGCGUGCUGUCCACCAGGGACGUCCUGGCCCUCCUGCACACGUGGGGCCUCGUCGAGAGGGACGCUGCACUCCAGGAGGCCCUGAGAGCCGUCGCGGAGAGGUUCCAAGUCCGGGAGCUGCUGAAAAUGCUCAAGGACAGGAACAAGCCUGCCGUGCCAGCCCGAGCCAGAGGCCCUCGGGGCCGGAAGAGGAGGCCUGGGGAGGCGGAGGAUGAAGUCGGCCCUGAGCUGCAGGCGUCCAGCUUGGAGACGUGCAAGGGCCUCCUCAGGUCCAUACUGACCCACUGGGGACCAGUGUUCCCCGGCCCUGACACUGCUCAGGAGCCUGAGAACCAGGCCGCCCCCCAGAGCGAGGCAGCGGGCCCCGUGCACGCUGUCGCCUCCCUGGUGGUCAGCUGGAUGCUGCGGUCAGCAGCCGAACGGCCGUUCAGCAGCGCCGAGGCUGUGGGCGUCCUCGGCUGGCUUCAGAGCUACAUCGUGCUGCAGCCCGUGGUCGUGGCCGAGCUCCUGCAGGACGGCUUGGCGAGGAGGGGCGUGUUCAAGCUGUACAGCCAGCUCUGCGGCGCAGGGGAGCCGUCGGGGUCUGAGCAGCUCAUGCUGCAGCUGGUGGCAGCCCUGGGCCCAGCGGGGACACCCCUCCACCCGGCAGUGCAGACCCUCCACCUGGCUCUGGACGACAAGGAGGAAGCCACACGAGCCUCUGCCGCCUUCCUGCUGUCUCUGUACAUCAAGGACGUCUGGCUGGGGGCCCAGCGGCCAGACGCCCUCUUCGCCCACGUCCAGAUGGUCCGCGACGCUGCAGAGGCUGCGCUGGGUGGUGACCAGGAGGCCAUCGUCAGCCUCUGCAAGGACAUCGCCACCGCGGCCCCCGACUUGUGACACCUGCUGGCCGGUGCCCCCGUUUGAUCCUUUCCCGUGGAAUAAGUGCAAGGACGUGUCUGUGUAUUGACUCAGCUUCCUGGCAAGAAAUGUUGCCUUUAUUUAUGUGACCAGUGAACAGACUCAAGGGACCGUAUGAAGGGGUCAGGGUUACAGUGGCCGUGGUUCUUCGGGGCUGUGGGGCCAGCCCUUCCUCUCAGGUUUGCCCCCUUCAGAGGAAAUGCCUCAGAGCACAGGAUUCCUGUGUGAACAUUAAAGCUAGUGUCCAGAGAUGUGUCAGAUGGAAGAGCGUGAACAGAGGUGUUUACAGUUGUCUUUCUAUAAGAAAUUGUAUCAGCCUUGGCCAGUUAGGCUCAGUGGUUAGAGCAUCGGCCCGUGGUCCAGAGAGACCCGGGUUCGGUUCCCGCUAAGGGCACGUACCU
Messenger RNA from Molossus molossus (Pallas's mastiff bat), 7196 nucleotides. RefSeq names its product URB1 ribosome biogenesis homolog (gene URB1). Gene Ontology annotation, cellular component: nucleolus. The transcript has 39 exons. The coding region runs from base 1 to 6774 and encodes 2257 amino acids. Lineage: Eukaryota; Metazoa; Chordata; Mammalia; Chiroptera; Molossidae. Gene Ontology annotation, biological process: maturation of 5.8S rRNA from tricistronic rRNA transcript (SSU-rRNA, 5.8S rRNA, LSU-rRNA); maturation of LSU-rRNA from tricistronic rRNA transcript (SSU-rRNA, 5.8S rRNA, LSU-rRNA). The record is from RefSeq and is a predicted model, not a curated record.